Felis catus (domestic cat) is the source of this 2316-nucleotide messenger RNA. It is a transcript of the gene DMAC2, whose product is annotated as distal membrane arm assembly component 2. NCBI's taxonomy places the organism in Eukaryota, Metazoa, Chordata, Mammalia, Carnivora, Felidae. The record is from RefSeq and is a predicted model, not a curated record. Bases 412 to 1395 code for a protein of 327 amino acids. The transcript is spliced from 8 exons.
AUUACUCUGUGGUGCUGCCGCCCUCUGGUGCCUACAGUACGUAGUGCGGCCCUCGGUUGCCUCAUUCCUGUCUGUCCCAAAGGAGCCCAUCAAUCUGUGGUCAGUCUUCGGGGCAGAACAGCUACAAAACUGGCAGGACCCAAUGUAAAGUGAAAAUGCACGGCUCCUUGGUCAAAGUAAUUGAGAAUUUCAAGAUGUCAGAAGCACACAGUGAUGCCUAGCACAAGGUCAUCUAACAGAAAACAAAGUAGGGUGAAGGAGAAGGAGUGAGAGUAUCACGAGGGGAUCUUUCUUGUUCUAUAAGAUGCUCAGUGAAAUCUACCAUGGUGAGGUGACAUCUGAGUGAGACCUGAAGAGAGGGAGGAAGCAGUAAUGUAAAUCUCUGCACGAAGAUUAUUCCAAGAAGCACCUAUGCCCGGGGGCAGGAGCUGGCUUGAAUGUGGAGGAAGGGUCAGGAAACCACUGUGGCUGGAACACACGGCCUUCAGGGUUUCUGUCAACACCCAGGAAGCAAGGAGCAAGAGACAGCAGAAGGCCUCUCCCACUAAGGCUCGCGAUGGGAUCGCAGACACGCACCCUCUGGGGGUCGGGAAGGAUCGGACACUCCAGGCUCAGCGUCUCCUUUCCCAUCCUCCCCAGUCCCUGCACCUGGUGGCCCCAGUAUGGAAUGGGGGUACCAGGGGCAUCGGUGGCCUGAGCAGGGUGGUGGCCCCCGAGGGCAAUCAGAAGAAGGGGAGGUCGCUGCUCCAGUUCCUGGCUGACUGCUUCUAUGACGUGGAGGCUCUCAGGGACCACCUGCUCCGAAAGCAGGUGUCAAAGGUGCACCAGAAAAAUCGACCCUUCAACCACAUCAACCAGCGAUACGGUCCCUACGUCGCGGGUGCCUAUUUCAUCCUGAAGCAGGGAGGCGCGGUCAGGUUUCAGGGCAGGGAGUGGAUCCGGCCAAAUCAGCGUGGCCACUUCUCUCUGGACUUCUUGAAGUUGCAGGCGGUGCCCGUAGAGGCCGUCGAUGCCAGCGGCUGUGCCAUCAACUACCAAGGCCUGGACAGCCUCUUGGCCCUGAAGGAGCUCCAGUCCCUGUGGCUGCAGCGCUGCCCCCACGUGGAUGACUGGUGUCUCAGCCGCCUCCAUCCGCUGGCCAGCUCGCUGCAGGAGCUCUCGCUGGCCGGCUGUCCCCGAGUCUCUGAACGGGGCCUCGCCUGCCUCCACCACCUCUGGAACCUCCGCAGACUCGACAUCUCGGACCUCCCUGCCGUGUCCAGUCCGGGCCUCACUCGGAUCCUGGUGGAAGAGAUGCUUCCUAGUUGCGAGGUCCUGGGGGCCGACUGGGCCCAGGGCCUCAAGCUGGGGCCAGAGGAGCAGCCUCGGGACACAGCCGGCCCCACCCCUGCCUAGCCCUCGGCCAGCCACCGUCAGGCUGGAUCUCAGCGGGACCCGGCGGAGUGUCCCACGGUUCCCCGUACUUCUGGCUUCCGCCGGGUUCACUCGGUGUGGGGGUUGGGCUCUGGCUGGCUGCAUCCUAGGGGGAAAGGUCACAGCUCCUGUCUCCUGUCAGGAGGCUCUGUCCACAGGCUUCUGUCCUGGGUUCCAACCAACAGUCGCCUCCUCCUGCCUCUUCAGGUCUGGGGGAGGGUUACCAGCCCCAGGAGCUGUGCUCCCCCCACGGUUUCCCCACACCUGCCCACUAGCACGUAAGAGACUCUGCUCUUGUGUCCAGAGACUCUCCAAGUAUCUUUAUUUGAGUGUGCUGCUGCUUCCUGCCCGGACCUGGCUGACACCAGGGCGCUGCUGGCACGCUAGGGGACGGGUCUUCGGGGUGUGACACCGCUCAGCUCACCGCAGGCUACGGCAUCCCUGGCCGGCACUCACGAGAUGCCAGGAGUGCCCCAGGUCCCACGGUGUUGCCGCUUACCCACGUAUUGGCUCCAAAUUCAGCGUUCUCGUUUGCUCCGUGAAAACUGACCUGGGCCUUUGCUAAGUGGCACGAAGAGGUUUGUCAGUAGAGGGCGCCCUAGAGGUUCCAGGAGGAGAGGCUUUUGCUUCCUGGUUCCCGAGGAGGACGACGGUGUGCUCACUCUUUGGUCUGGCUCCCUGCCCUGAAUGCUCAGUGGUCAGCAGCUUCCCCUACCCACCCCCCCACCCCCCACCCCCCGCCGGCAGCUUCAGAGCUGUGCCUCCACUGAGGCACCUCCCUGCAAAUGACUCUCCACGGCACCCCACCUGGGGGACCUCCAGUAAAUGCCGAGGCACCUUACCCUGUUAUUUCAAUUUGCCAUUCAAGUCAAUAAUUCUUUACAUUAAACUUCACCUGCUCAA